Molecule: messenger RNA, 2746 nt
Organism: Amoebophrya sp. A120
Lineage: Eukaryota; Dinophyceae; Syndiniales; Amoebophryaceae
Source: the annotation of a GenBank genome assembly
GUUCCUUGUUUUUUAUUUCGUGUUGUGGUUCAUCCCUCUCCCUGUUUGUGUGUCGAAAUCAAAGAAGGACUGGUAGAAGAACUUCGAUGCCGAACGCCAAAUAGCUUGCCGUUGCCGUUUCUUUCUCCACCUUUUCUUUACCGCGUUUCCUUUGAAGCAUUUUUUUCAAGCCGCAAAACGCAAAGAUUUUUACUUCAUCAUGGUCGUGAUGCGCUCGUCUGGAAAACUUGCCCGCAUCAGCGUGGCGCUGUGCUUGCCGGAAUUCGCCAUUGCCAUCAAGUCUCAAGCAUUAACGGAGUCGACGGUAAGUAUUUUUUCUUGACGAUUCCGAUGCAGCUUGAAAGUCCCGGUCGGUGUGCCUGUGUGAUGUGUGAUUGUUUCUUGGUUUUCAUGGCGAUCUGAACCAAAAUCUCAAUGUCACCACAGGAGAAGGGCUUCCUCGCACCGACGUCCCCCAACGAGAAAAAGGAUGCAGAAGUUGAGACGCUCAUUCCGCCCAUGGAGGGGCUAAAAGUUUCCACUGUCGAGGAACUCACGAAGGAGCACGACUUGAUCGAUUUGACCACAGACGACGCGACUGAGACUGAGUCAAAACCCUUGAAAGCAGGCGAGCUCCCGGUGUUCAAAGGCGACAACGACCAAUCCCCUACUUCCGCGGGGAAGAAGGCGAUCACCACUGAGGAUGAUGAGAAGCCCAGUAUUAAACCCGCUGUCGAACAACCGGAUGCCGUCAUGGUGAAAGCAAGUACUGACCCCAACAAACCGCUGUCCAUCAAGGAACGCAUGGCCAAGUUCAACGGCGGUGGUUCCUCCUCCUCCCUUACUGCUGGCAGCACCCCCACUAUCACAAGAAAAAAGUGUUACAGUUACACAUUGGUUGGAGUUCUGCAUCACAAAUUUUCUUUGUGUGUGCAGAGAAAACUUGUAAUGCGAAGAUCAUAAGGAUAAGGGAAAAUAGGAAGGAAACGAGGCUCCCAAGCGUUUCCUGCAUGAGAAAGGUUGUCUCUGUUGCCGGUCUUGCAACACAAUGUGUAACUGUAACACUUUUUUCGUGCGAUACCCACCGCGGCUGGGAUGAAGCCGUCCGCGAAAAAGUUCGGGCGGGUAUCGCAGCUGAAACAGGCGUCACCGAGCUCCUCUGAAGAGGCGGAUACAACUGCCGGGAAGAAAACAGCUGAGGUUGUGACGGAGAAGGCGAAGGGCGACGAGGAGGAGAAACCAGAUGUGGAAAUGAAAGAAGCGACAUCUCCUGCUGAUGGUGAAAAACAACAAGAACCAGAAACCAGCACACCAAUGGAAGACGAGAAGACCGGAGUGACCAGUCCGCCGGUUGCUGAGGACGUUGAAAGCAAAACGUCUGCUGCCCCCGAGGCUGCCCCCGACGCUGCCCCGUCUGCCCCUGCUCCGGAAGAUGAUGAACCUGGUGCUGCUUUGGCGGUUAAGGAAAAGAAGGAGGAAAAUAAAGCAGAAGAGCAACAACUCUCGGAAGACGCCAAACUUUUCCAGACCCUCUGUGAAGAAGACGAGAGCAAGAAAUCCGGCUCCUCUUCCCCGAUGUUCCAAGCUGCAGAAGCGACUUUGGAAGAAUCUCCCGCGGCCGGGGAGAACAAAACAGAAGAAAUGUCGCCGUCAAAAAUCAAAACGGAGUACUUCGACAUGACCCGCGGCGGACCGUCGAGUGGUGAACGCGUGGAGGGCGACGCGAGCGCCAGCGCGGACGCGGACAGUGCGACGGUCGAGGCGGAGCCGGCGGUGUAUCCUGAGUAAAAACGUCCCCACACCAGAGUCAGGAUGGGGAUUUUGCAACACAAACCUAGGAGUUUUGGGAGUCACGCAUGACAAAUUGCACUCCGCAGUGUAGUGCUGGUUAGCAAGUGCAGCUGCAUCACAGACUCAUCUGCUCAUCCUGUUCACAGCAUCACAAAUUCCAAAACACGAUUGGAAAUGCCUCUCAUGGGGAUGCGCAUUACAAGUCUUCCUGUCUUUGCAAAUCUGCAUUACAACUCUGGCGUGGGUACGUUUUUCCUCAGGAUACGGCGCGACCGGUGGUUAGUGCGGACGAUGGCGUUGUGACGAUGGAGCCGGUCAUCGUGCAGGAGGAAAAGCAAGAGAGCGAAGAAAAAACCGAGCAGGGUGACGCCACCGCGAUGGCUUCUGCAUCCGCUUCUGGUGUCUCGGCCGCUGCUGCGGAACAGGAUGGGAGUCCCUCCUCGUCGUCGCCGAGUGCAAAGCCGGCGGGCAAAGUGAAGGUCAGCGACCGGGUUAAGCUGUUUGAGCAGAUCAUUCAGAAGGGGAAAGAGAAAGCCGAGAAGAACAAGUGAGCACACAUUGUGAAGGCUUUAAGGAAACAAGGUAGGUUUGCAAUUUUGUGUAUUUAAAUGAAACAGAGAAAGUAAAAACAGAUUUUCGAUUUCUGAAAUACAGUAAGUGUUGUUGCGAUACGAUCAUCUUCACGCUCUCCGUUGAUAAUGAUAAGUUGAUGUGAUGAAACUAAGCGCGCGCCCACUUUCAGCGAACCAACUUCGUAACUGACACUGUACCUACAUUGACUUGCUGAUUUUUCACGAACAAAGAUUUUUGGUUUUCGAUGCAGUGACACUUUUUGCGAACACAGCACCUUCUGGCACAUUUGAGAAUUCGUAUAUUUUCUUGAAAUUCCGUAAGUGCAAUAAAAGACAAAGAAUCCCAGCAUAGUAGUUGUCUCGAGCUGGAUGUGCAUUUCGUGUGCCGCUGACGCUACAGCACG